Lichtheimia ornata is the source of this 1119-nucleotide messenger RNA. RefSeq lists its product as uncharacterized. Gene Ontology annotation, molecular function: FMN binding; oxidoreductase activity. The record is from RefSeq and is a predicted model, not a curated record. Lineage: Eukaryota; Fungi; Mucoromycota; Mucoromycetes; Mucorales; Lichtheimiaceae. The coding region runs from base 1 to 1119 and encodes 372 amino acids. The transcript has 2 exons.
AUGACCGUAUCAUCGUCCAAAUUGUUUGAGCCCGUCAAAGUCGGCCGUAUGGAGCUUCAGCAUCGUGUGGUGAUGGCACCACUCACACGUAACCGAUCCGAUGAAGACCAUGCCGUAACACCACCUAUGAUGAAGGAAUACUAUACCCAACGAGCUCACGUUAAGGGAUCAUUGAUCAUCACCGAGGCUACUGCCAUUACCGCUGAAAGUGGUCCAUUUGCAGGAUGUCCCGGUAUUUACACCGAUAAGCAGGUGGCGGCUUGGAAAGAAAUUGUGGAUGCUGUCCAUGCAAAGGGAAGCUACAUGUACUUGCAAAUUUGGCAUCCGGGUCGUGCUUCUCUCAAACAACUGAUUCCUGGUAACAAGCCUGCCGUUGGCCCAUCACCCAUUGCUAUCGAAGGCCGUAGCUUGUUGGUCGAUACACCUAAUGAGGUUCCACGUCCGCUUGAAGUUGAUGAGAUGCCUGGUAUUGCACGUGAUUUUGCUAUUGCUGCCAAGCGUGCUGUUGAAGAAGCUGGCUUUGACGGUGUUGAAAUUCAUGGUGGUAAUGGAUACUUGCUCGAUCAAUUUAUCAACACUUCCAGCAACAAGCGCACUGAUGAAUAUGGUGGAUCUAUUGAAAAUCGCGCUCGUCUUUGUCUUGAGGUGACUAAGGCAGUAGCUGAUGCCAUUGGAAGUGAUCGUACCGCUUUACGUUUGACACCAUGGAGCGAGUUCCAGGACAUGGAAGACGAGACGCCGUAUGAUACAUGGGGAUACAUCGUGAGCCACCUUCCUCAAGAUCUCGCUUAUUUGCACAUGCUUGGUCCACGUGAUGAUUUUGGUCGUAAAACACAAAAUGACACUGUCAACACCCUCGAUCCUUUCCGCAAGUUGUGGAAGAGCACUUUCAUGGCUAGUGGUGGAUUCUCUACUAAACCUGAAACGGCUAAAGAGCUUUCUGAUGAAACCGGAGACCUUGUUGCCAUAGGACGUGCCUACAUUGCCAACCCUGAUCUUGUCCUUCGUCUCAAGAAUGGAUGGCCUCUCAACAAGUAUCAUCGUCCUAGCUUUUAUGGUGGUGAUGAGCGUGGAUACAUUGAUUACCCCUUUUACCAAGAUGAGCAAAGCAAAGAAUAG